Anastrepha obliqua is the source of this 1360-nucleotide messenger RNA. RefSeq lists its product as uncharacterized. Bases 72 to 1289 code for a protein of 405 amino acids. The record is from RefSeq and is a predicted model, not a curated record. The transcript has 4 exons. NCBI's taxonomy places the organism in Eukaryota, Metazoa, Arthropoda, Insecta, Diptera, Tephritidae.
GCUAAAACUAAAUAAAAGAAAAUUUUAAGACAAAAUUUUUGGAAAGUAAAUUUAAAUAUUUUAUCAAAAAAAUGACUUUAAUCACCUUAAUCGCCGGUUUGUUAACGCUUGGCAUUGUCGGUUAUGUGAUAUGUAAGGAUAUUGAUGAGUAUCCAACAGUAUUAUCAUUUCGAAAUUCAUUAGAAACACCUAUCGCAUCAAUGACCACCACCACUGACAUGCUUCAAAAUCAUUCACAUUCGAGAUCUCGUAGAUGGUUUCCAUUUUACACGAUUGGACGUUUUGCUAAUGAUGUCUGCACGGGAGCUAAUCUGUUGGCCGGCACGUGUGUGGUUCGUGGCGAAUGUAGUGAUAAUGGCGGAGUGGCAGCUGGUAACUGCAAUUCUGUUACUACUCAAGCUGUUUGUUGCAUAUACCAAAAAGGUUGCGGUUCAAGCACAAGCUACAACAACACCUAUUUCUAUAACUCAGGUUACCCAGGCACUUACAGCGGUGGCGGAAGUUGCUCAAUUGUUGUCUCACCCUGCGAUUCGAAUAUCUGCCAGCUCCGCAUUGAUUUCCUGUCGUUGUCUAUUGCUCCACCGAGUGGUGAUGGUUUCUGUCUAACGGAUACCCUUACUAUUACCGGUGGCGCUUCGCGUGUUCCCACGAUUUGUGGUGAAAAUAGUGGGCAACAUGUUUACGUCGAUUUUAAUGGCGAAUCUACAAUUACAAUUUCAGUGGCUACAUCUUCUGACUACACAUUCAAUCGGCAGUGGCAACUACAAAUCGCUCAAAUUGGCUGUGCAUCUGCAACACAAGGACCCUCUGGUUGCUUGCAAUACUACAUGGACACAAGCGGAACAGUAUCAAGUUUCAACUAUGACUCUGCCGCCAAUUCUCUAACAAACUCAAUUGGCGUUCCAGGCACCCGACAAAUCGCCAAUCAGCAGUAUGGCAUUUGCGUACGCAUGGGCGCAGGCAUGUGCUCGAUUACGUGGAGUCAAGUGAGCUCAGAUUCAUACUCAUUUACGCUAACUAAUGAUGUAGCCGUUGUGGAUCCAUCGCUGCUCGGCACAGCGACUGUACAAAGUCAAGAAUGCACAACUGAUUUUAUUAUCAUACCAAAUCCAACACAGAAUAGUGCCUCAUUGGCUAGCGAUCGUUUUUGUGGACUGGGGUUGGUGGACACAACGAGUUCGACUAAACCUUUUGUUCUUUAUACGGUGACGAACGGAAAUGAGGACUUGGACAUGUCAAAUCGAGGCUUUUAUUUGUCGUAUUCGCAGAAUGCGUGUCCUGUAGUCUAGCGCUAAUUUGAUUUUCUACGCUUUAAGGUGUACAUUUAAGUAGAUGACAGUAUAAUACAUUAAACUUUUCU